GGUAAAAACUUUUGAAAGGGACAUCCGUACCACCCUUACGUAUUGUACAUUGUAGUUGCCCUCUUGGCAAAGCUACCUAACUUUGUACGGUAACCCAUUGAAUUGGCCAUUCAAUUUAGACAUCACCGAUUUUGCGAAAAGCUACCUAAUCACCACCUACCCGGACUCCCGAAAAUAUGACUUGGAUUUCCAAAUUAGUAACGGCUUUCGGGCUGUUACUUCUAGCAGAUUCGUGUUACUCUGCUUACGAACAUUCUGUUCUACAAACGCAUCGAGCCGCAUCGCUCUCUUCCUUGACUACAUCACACAGCGGUGCAACUACGACGCUUCCGAUCGAUAUAACCAUCGAAACUAUCGUCGCGACAUUCAUUGUCUGUCUGGGCAUGGUGUUGGGGACGUCUAACUUGCGACCCAUCCAAUGGCGUGUUUGGGCAGGGAAGAUUGAGCGAGAAGGCGAGGCAGGAUUUCUAAACAGCAGCGGAGAGGUAGAGAAAGAUUACGUUGGGAAUCCAUUCCGGCUAUUAGAGAGUCGUCCAGGAUUUAUCGAUAUUCGGAAGCAGAGGAACGAGUUCGCUGAAUGGGUCAAAAAUAAAUAGACUCGAAGUUGAGCGAUGUGUAUACAGGGCACCCGGAGACACCGGUACCAGGCCAGACUUGCUAUUCUCAUGACUUUAUAGAGUAAACAUAUGGGAGACAUGCUCGAAGCUACUA
Daldinia loculata is the source of this 711-nucleotide messenger RNA. RefSeq names its product magnesium transporter. The record is from RefSeq and is a predicted model, not a curated record. Gene Ontology annotation, biological process: protein folding in endoplasmic reticulum. The coding region runs from base 177 to 596 and encodes 139 amino acids. Gene Ontology annotation, cellular component: EMC complex. NCBI's taxonomy places the organism in Eukaryota, Fungi, Ascomycota, Sordariomycetes, Xylariales, Hypoxylaceae. The transcript is spliced from 2 exons.